UGACAACAUGUCACAUGACAACGCCCUGGCUACUCGGACUUGCUAAUGCUAACAAUAUGGCAGCGUUCUUACAGUGGAGAAAAUUUGUUUUUUUCGAUAAAGAUACAGUGAAGGAUCCCGUGGAUAAUGGAAAAAACUUUGUUCUUCCCAAAGGAAUAUCGACCAGUGAUUCCGGACGGGGUCACAUUGUUCUUGGAGAUAUGGACGGGAAGAUCUGGCUCCUGACGCGCUCCCUGCAGCUGAUGUCGUUUCAGGCCUACAAGUUGCGGGUAACACACCUCUUCCAGCUGAAGCAGCACAGCAUCCUUGUAUCGGUUGGACAGGACGAACAUGGAAUAAACCCCCUUGUAAAGGUUUGGAACCUGGACAAACGUGACAGUGGAAAUCCGCUCUGCACCCGAAUUUUUCCUGCAAUUCCCGGCAACAAACCGACUGAAGUGUCAUGCAUCAGCGUCCAUGAGAAUCUCAACUUCAUGGCUAUUGGCUUCACAGACGGCAGCGUGGUUCUGACCAAAGGCGACAUCACCAGAGAUCGUCACAGUAAAACUCUGACUCUGCACGAGGGCAGCAGUCCAGUCACCGGCCUCGCCUUCCGCCAGAUAGCAAAAGUUACACAUUUGUUUGUUGCCACUCUGGAGAAAGUCUUUUGUUACACUCUGUCCAUCAAGGAGUAUCCUAAAGUAGAGCUGGACUCACAUGGUUGUGGGCUGCGCUGCUCAUCUUUGGCAGAUCCGUCCCAGGACUCCCAGUUCAUCGUGGCUGGUGAUGAGUGUGUGUAUCUCUACCAGCCGGAUGAACGAGGACCCUGCUUUGCUUUUGAUGGUCACAAACUGUUGGCCCACUGGCACCGUGGAUAUUUAUUCUUACUCAUCAGAGACGUGAAGUCACCCAACAAAACAAGUUUUGGCAGCGGUGAGACGUCCCCGUCAGAAAAACAGCUUUUAACCGUCUACGACCUGGACAACAAGUUCAUCGCCUACAGCGCCUGUUUCGAUGAUGUCAUCGACGUGGUGGCGGAGUGGGGCUUCUUCUACAUUCUGACCAGAGACGGAAAAAUGCUGGUUCUCCAGGAAAAAGACACGCAGACCAAACUGGAGAUGCUGUUUAAGAAGAACCUGUUUGUGAUGGCCAUAAACCUGGCUAAGAGCCAGCACCUCGACAGUGACGGACUCUCAGAGAUCUUCCGACAGUAUGGUGAUCACCUGUACUUGAAGGGAGAUCACGAUGGCGCUAUCCAGCAGUACAUUCGCACAAUUGGAAAACUGGAGCCUUCGUACGUCAUCAGGAAAUUCCUGGAUGCGCAGAGGAUCCACAACAUGACGGCUUAUCUUCAGGCCCUUCACAGGCAGUCGCUGGCCAACGCAGACCACACCACUCUGCUGCUAAACUGUUACACCAAACUGAAGGACAGCUCCAAGCUGGAGGAGUUCAUCAAGAGCAAUGAAACCGAGGUCCACUUUGAUGUUGAGAUCGCCAUCAAGGUUCUUCGUCAGGCCGGCUACCACAGCCAUGCUGUGUUCCUGGCUGAAAGACACAAGCACCAUGAAUGGUACCUGAAGAUCCAGCUGGAGGACCUCAAGAACUAUCAGGAGGGGCUGCGCUACAUUGGACGUCUGCCUUUCGAGCAAGCUGAAAGCAACAUGAAGCGUUAUGGCAAGACACUGAUGCACCAUGUCCCUGAAGGCACCACGCUGCUUCUCAAAGGCUUAUGUACCAACUACCAACCCAGCGAAGAUGCAGCAGAAAAAGACAGCAUGGACAGGAGUCGGGUGAACAAGGCCAACUCAGAGGAAUUCAUCCCAAUUUUUGCCAACAACCCUCGAGAGCUGAAAGCCUUCCUGGAGCAUAUGAUCGAGGUGGAACCCUGUUCUCCUCAGGGUGUGUAUGACACACUUUUGGAGCUCCGACUGCAGGACUGGGCACACGAACAAGACCUGGAGAGAAAAAAGGUCCUGCAGGGGGAAGCGCUGUCGCUGCUGAGGAGCGAUAACACCGUGUUUGAUAAAGCCCUGGUCCUUUGCCAGAUGCACAACUUUAAAGAAGGUGUCCUCUACCUUUAUGAGAAGGGCAAACUGUACCAACAAAUUAUGCACUACCACAUGCAGAACGAGGAGUAUGGAAAAGUUGUGGAAGCCUGCAAACGUUACGGAGACCAGGAGGGUUGCCUUUGGGAGCAGGCGUUGGGAUAUUUUGCCAGAAAGGAGGAGGACUGUAAGGCCUACAUCAGUGAGGUCCUGCAUCACAUCGAUCAGAAAAACCUGAUGCCUCCAUUACUCGUUGUGCAGACGCUGGCCCACAACUCGACGGCCACUCUCUCGGUCAUCAAGGACUACCUCAUCAACAAGCUGCAGAGGGAGAGCAAACAGAUCGAGGACGACGAGCGGAAAAUCUGCCAGUACCAAGAGGAAACAGCUCAUCUUCGUUCUGAGAUCCAGGAGCUUAAAACAAGUGCCAAGAUAUUCCAGAAGACCAAGUGCAACAUGUGCAACAGCCCCUUGGAGCUUCCAUCUGUCCACUUCUUGUGCAGCCACUCCUUUCACCAACACUGCUUCGAAAGCUACGCAGAGAGUGAGGCCGAGUGUCCGACCUGCACUCCAGAGAACCGUAAAGUCAUGGACAUGCUGCGCGCUCAGGACCAGAAGCGUGACCUCCAUGACCACUUCAACCGACAGUUACGCGGCUCUAACGACGGUUUCUCAGUCGUGGCCGAUUAUUUUGGCCGAGGAGUGUUUAACAAACUGACUCUGGUCACUGAUCCCCCUGGUAGCAAAACUGUUGGGAACCUGGAGGUGAACCUGCAGAGGGACCUUCUCAUCCACACCAAGAGAAACAACUAAAAUCUCAGCCUGUAAUGAUGUUCUGCUUCAGGGCACAACAUGCUGAUUAUUUUAUCUGCUCAGUUUCCCGUAAAGUGGACCGUUCUGCAUUAAUGUGAUACUUUGACUUGUCUUUGACUCAAGAUAAUAAUGUCUGUAAAUCCUGAAGUAACACUGAAGAAUCAGUCAUUCAUCUGAUAUUAAUAAAAUUAUCCCUGACACUCUUAAUGAUUAACACACAAUGAUUAAAACUGUGAAAAGUUAAGUGUUUUGUUUCUGUGUGUGUA
Molecule: messenger RNA, 3103 nt
Organism: Melanotaenia boesemani (Boeseman's rainbowfish)
Lineage: Eukaryota; Metazoa; Chordata; Actinopteri; Atheriniformes; Melanotaeniidae
Gene: vps11
Product: VPS11 core subunit of CORVET and HOPS complexes
Exons: 16
Coding region: 15-2837 (940 amino acids)
Biological process (GO): endosome organization; vacuole organization; organelle fusion
Cellular component (GO): endosome; HOPS complex
Molecular function (GO): protein-macromolecule adaptor activity; protein binding
Source: RefSeq, a predicted model, not a curated record